Komagataella phaffii GS115 is the source of this 2565-nucleotide messenger RNA. RefSeq names its product Subunit a of vacuolar-ATPase V0 domain, one of two isoforms (Vph1p and Stv1p). NCBI's taxonomy places the organism in Eukaryota, Fungi, Ascomycota, Pichiomycetes, Pichiales, Pichiaceae. The transcript is spliced from 2 exons. Bases 1 to 2565 code for a protein of 854 amino acids. The record is from RefSeq and is a predicted model, not a curated record. Gene Ontology annotation, biological process: vacuolar acidification; proton transmembrane transport. Gene Ontology annotation, cellular component: vacuolar proton-transporting V-type ATPase, V0 domain; vacuolar proton-transporting V-type ATPase complex; fungal-type vacuole membrane. Gene Ontology annotation, molecular function: ATPase binding; proton-transporting ATPase activity, rotational mechanism.
AUGACAUCUAAAGAGGCCAUUUUCCGCUCAGCGGAGAUGUCUUUAGUACAGUUUUAUAUAGCAAGUGAAAUCUCAAGAGACAUUGUAUCUGUCUUGGGGGAUCUCGGAACUGUUCAACUGAGAGAUUUGAACUCAAACGUCAAUACGUUUCAAAGGUCAUUUGUUAAGGAAAUCAGAAAGCUAACGGCAACAGAAGAGCAACUAAACUACUUGGUCUCUCAGAUAUAUCAACAAAAACCUGGAACCAUAAUUCCAGAGUACGAUGGUAUAGGUGCCAUUCAUUCUUCAUCUCUUGGUCAACCUUCGACUGCUUCUUCCUCCGAAGUUGACGAUUUGACUACCAAAGUACAACAGUAUGAGGCCAAUGUUAGAAGGUUAGCAGAGUCUCUAGAGCAAUCCAAACAACAGGAGUUGAGGCUAAUAGAGCACAGACUGGUACUGAAUGGAUCCAGGAAGUUUUUUGGCUCGCAUACGCACAGUUUUGAUAUAGGCAACGAUCCUGAAACUUUAAACAACGUGAGACUUUCCCUGGAUUCCGCUGAUGGAUUAUUGAUGGAAGAAGAGUCUGUCAACAUGGGCCGCAAUCUGACGAUUGAAAGAGACUUCACAAUGAUAUCAACAAUGAACUAUAUUACUGGUACUAUAGACAGUCAACGAUAUCACACGUUAGAAAAAAUUCUAUGGAGAGUAUUAAGAGGUAAUUUGUACCUUAGUUUUGUACCCAUUGAUUCUACUUUUGAUGAUACAAGAAGUGGGCAAAAAGUCAACAAGUACAUAUUUUUGGUGUUUACCCAUGGUGACAAUCUGAUUAACAAGACUAAAAGGAUUGUUGACUCUUUAGGUGGUACAGUUUUCCACGUUGAGAGCAAUUAUGAACUAUUCAAACGAGAGCUAGAUGAGAUCAAUUCCAAGCUGUUUGAUUUAAAACAAGUCAUUGACCACACGCAAAAUGUACUGAACAGCGAGCUGUUGUACGUGUGCCAGGACAUCUCUCAGUGGCAGGUUGAAAUAAAGAAGGAAAAGGCUAUUUAUAAUGCCUUGAAUCAAUUUAACUACGAUCAAACGAGAAGAUGCUUGAUUGGUGAAGGAUGGAUACCUAAACAUGAUUUACCUGCAGUGAAGAAUGCGCUGAGGGAUGUAACCGAGAGAUCCGGGAGUGACAUAAACUCAGUUGUGAACGAGUUGUACACCAAUCGUACCCCUCCCACUUUUCACAGAACUAACAAGUUCACAGCAGCUUUCCAGUCAAUCAUUGAUGCGUAUGGUAUCGCUACGUACCAAGAAGUUAAUCCAGGAUUGGCCAGUGUGGUAACUUUCCCUUUUCUGUUUGCAAUUAUGUUCGGUGAUGUGGGCCAUGGACUUCUGGUGUUCUUGGCUGCUUUAGUUUUGAUUUUGAAAGAGAAUAAAAUCGCCAAAAUGAAAAGGGAUGAAAUCUUUGAUAUGGCUUUUACUGGAAGAUAUAUUCUGAUUCUUAUGGGUGCAUUUUCUGUAUACACAGGUUUCAUUUACAAUGAUAUUUUUUCAAGAUCGUUGACUUUGUUCAAAUCUGGAUGGAAAUGGCCUUCUGAUUUUGAUGCGGGCCAAUCUGUGGAGGCAACUGAAAGAGGAACCUAUGCAUUCGGAAUAGACUACGCCUGGCACGGAACUGACAAUAAUCUAUUAUUCACCAACUCAUACAAAAUGAAAUUGUCCAUCUUGAUCGGUUUUUGUCACAUGUCCUAUUCAUUCUUCUUUUCACUGGUGAACUAUAGGUAUUUCAAGUCAAACGUUGACGUUAUCGGGAAUUUCAUUCCAGGAUUACUUUUCAUGCAAGGUAUUUUUGGAUAUCUCUCUCUCACUAUCGUCUAUAAAUGGUGUGUUGAUUGGGUUAAAAUAGGAAAGCCAGCUCCUGGUUUACUGAACAUGCUGAUAAACAUGUUUCUUUCACCAGGGACUGUUGAGGAGCAGCUUUACCCUGGACAAUCUGUCGUACAGAUUAUCCUUGUUUUGAUAGCAUUGGUGUGUGUUCCGUGGUUACUAUUAUACAAACCACUUGUUUUACGUCGGCGUAACAACCAGUCGAUCCAAUUAAGGUACUCCGACCUGUUUGAGCAUGAUCAUAUAAACCAACUUUCAGAUUCUGAAAAUUUGGAAGAUGACGAUUUUUUUGUCAUCCAGGAUAUUGACGACGAGCAAGAGCCAUUCAAUUUUGGUGACGUUAUGAUUCACCAAGUGAUUCAUACCAUCGAAUUUUGCCUAAAUUGUGUCUCACAUACAGCAUCUUAUCUGAGGCUGUGGGCCCUUUCCCUUGCACAUAACCAACUUUCGGCCGUUCUUUGGUCCAUGACGAUUGCCAAUUCGUUUGGAACUACAGGAUAUUCGGGCAUAUUCAUGACGUUCUUUCUAUUUGGCCUUUGGUUUAUUCUGACUGUGGCCAUUCUGGUUGUCAUGGAGGGAACCUCGGCGAUGUUACAUUCUCUGAGAUUACAUUGGGUUGAAGCCAUGUCUAAGUUCUUUGAAGGUGAGGGAUAUGCAUACAUGCCAUUUUCCUUUGUAGACUUGCUCAAAGAAAGCGACAACCAGUAA